ACCAACAUAUGGAAUUAAAGCCACCAUCGAUUAUUGGAACACACUUUGGGCAUCCCAUCCUACGCUCCUUUCAUACCCUUUCUGCCUUGACCAGAUCUUGUACAACUUUGGUCAUUUCCCCAUAUUUUUAUAUGCAAAGUAGAAGCACUCUGCAAUGUGAUCCAUCUUACAAGGAAUCUUACCUCUUCAUCACCCCGCCAGGUCCAUUCUCUCCUUUACUAUGCAGUAGCCAGCCCUUAAUAUAUUCGUCGACAAUUCUGGGAUCGAUUCCUUCUCCAUUCGGCCGGUUGCUUUUUACCGAACCCCAGAUUUUUAUAUUCUGAUUCUGAACCUGCAUAAACAUUCACAGGGGUUAAGUUGAUGGAAAGCUGUGAUAUUUGCAGACACCCCUAAGCAUAUCGUCUGAUAUGCCAAUCCAUGCCGCGAAUCGUCCUCUACCGGCCAUUGCAGGACGCCGCUCACGCCUCUUGUUGUACACCCAUAAGCGUGUUCACGUGGCACGUAAUCAAUAAUGCUUUCGUAAGGACAUAGUAUAAGCCAAAUCAACAAAAGCCUUAACAUUCGCACUCUAAGAGCCGAGCUGGGGUUGCACAUAAAAUGUUUUUCGAGCUCUGAUUUUCUAUGAAAACCCUUACCUUCAAAAACCCUUCGUCUUAUCUAACAUCAUCCAUGCCAAGACAAAUUUCAUGAGACCACACCUACAUGCCUUACAUCAACGCAAUGUCAAUCUCAUCUCAAGGAAAUUCUCCCAACUCUACCUCCGGAAGUGUUAGACAUUUCUCAAUGUCUCGGGACAAAUUCGACAUCGAUAUUGCCUCGCCUCAACUUUCUAUCGUAACCAAUAGCGAUUUGACAUCUCCAACCUCUCUGAAAUCACCAAAUGGCCGUCGUAUCGCGACUUUUUCCCGAGAAGGUAUUUUGGGGUCCGCGCAAAAAGCUAGGAAUUUAUCACAAUCUUCAGCAGAUAGAGAAUCCAUCACAAAUGCACUACAAAGCAGACAAAAUCAUAAUCAAAAUCAAAAUAGAAAUGGAAACGGAAACGGAAAUGGACAUGGAAAUGGAAAUCAGAACGGGAACAGUGAUGAUGGAAUCAAUCCGUUAAAAAGAAGGAGUACUGAUGCUGGCAUCGAUUACCCCAGACGAAGAGCUACUAUAGCUUGCGAGAUAUGUCGAUCUCGAAAAUCACGAUGUGAUGGCACCAAGCCUAAAUGCAAGCUUUGCACAGAAUUGGGUGCCGAAUGCAUUUAUCGUGAACCAGGAAUCAAACUCGAUGCCGGAGAUAAACUGAUAUUAGAGCAUCUUACUCGGAUUGAAGGAUUACUUCAAUCAACUUUAAUCGGCCAAACAUCCAAUCUUGCUCUUUCAACCGGAUCGCCGUCUAUCAAUGGAGGAACCACAACCAGUGGUGAGGACUUAUUAAUGGCAACCAAUGGUGGCUUUGUCAAUAUGAUACCUGCCACAGGUCUUGGCACGUGGGCUAUCCCCACCAAUAUCUCCACGAUGCCGAAAAUUCACACCAACGCCGCACUACACUUACUCCAAUGGCCUUUAAUUCGCGAUUUAGUAUCACGACCUUACGAUCCUCAGAUUCUUCUUCAGCUCGAAAUGGCCAGAGAGCCACUUGCUUUGUCCAAAGCGCCGUGCUUAGAUUUAUCAAACACCUCUGCAUAUAUCGAAGCAUUUUUUGCUAAAGUGAAUGUCUGGUAUGCAUGCGUCAAUCCUUUCAAUUGGACGAAUCACUACCGCGUCGCUCUAUCCAAUGGUUUUCGCGAAGGUCCGGAAAGUUGUAUUGUGCUUUUGGUAUUAGCAUUGGGCCAAGCCAGUUGCAGUGGGAGCAUAUCCAGAGCAGUAAGUUCUGAAGAUCCCCCCGGGCUUCCAUAUUUUGCAGCUGCUUGGGCACUUCUUCCAAGUUUGAUGACGAGAAACACGGUAUUAUCAGCUCAGUGCACGGUUCUUGCUUCUGCAUAUUUAUUUUAUCUUGUAAGGCCAUUGGAAGCAUGGACCUUAUUGAGCAGUACAAGUACAAAACUUCAACUCCUCUUGAGUGCGCCUGGAAGGAUACCAGCAAGCCAAAGAGAAUUAUGCGAGCGAGUGUAUUGGAAUUCUUUGUUAUUUGAAAGCGAUCUGUUAGCCGAGUUGGAUCUACCACAUUCUGGGAUAGUCCAAUAUGAAGAAGUAGUAGGACUCCCAGGAGGUUUUGAGCAAGAAGAUGAGGAUGGAGUGGGUCGCGAUGAGCUUUGGUAUUUUUUGGCCGAGAUUGCUCUACGACGUUUAUUGAACCGCGUCAGUCAACUGAUUUACUCGAAGGAUUCGAUGGCGUCGACAUCGAGCUUGGAGCCUGUUGUGGCCGAGCUUGAUUUUCAAUUAUCACAGUGGUAUGAAAGUCUACCUCUACCAUUACAGUUUUCGUAUACCCGAACCCCUCUUGCGGAUCCGGUCCAAACCGUAUUAAGACUGCGGUACUUUGCCUGCCGGACAAUCAUUUUCAGGCCCUAUAUUCUUGCAGUGUUGGAUAAUGAACAAGCGGCAAUGGAUCCAUCAGUUCGAGAAAACUGUCGGAAAUGCCUUGAAGCUUCCAUUAGACAACUAGAGCAUAUCAGCGCACACCAUGCAGGUCACAUGCCAUAUCUCUGGCAAGGUGCGCUCAGUAUUGUCUCGCAAACGCUUCUCGUAAUGGGUGCCACUAUGUCCCCCUCCCUUUCCGCGAUCAUCAACUCACUCGUCAUCCACGAUACAAUCGACGGUAUAAUCAAUGACGUCGUCAUGGAAAUAGAAAGAUAUGCCCACUUAGCACCCAGUCUAAGUCUCUCUGCCGAGAUAAUCAGAGAAGCCGAAAUUCGAAGACGCAGCUACCUUGGCGGUUGAAUGUAGAUCCUUCCAAAUCACACAUUAUUGUUAAAAUCGACACCACAAAAAAUGACGACAAUCAGCACAAUGACGAUGAUCCCCAACGCAUUACGAGUGGCAAGGGGCAAAAAAGGGCCGAAUCUUCAGUAGUCUCAGAAGUUAUCAUACAUACUAUUUUCGGGAAGAUGAAGACUGGGUAAAGCCACGAUAUAUAUGAAAUUGGGGCUGUGGUUUCAGUCCAAGAGACUGCAAGAUGAGGAGAUCGAAUUCUUUUUGGAGUUCCUCGAAUUCUCUACGUGGCAGCUAGGCUCCUCGGGCCUGAAUGCCUAAACAGCCAAUUUGAGUGGUUGAGAACCACCCCGCAUUUUCCAGGGUUAUGAUUUUGGACGUUAUGUUGGAUGGGUCCUACAUGUACACUGCCACAUGUUGUAUAUAGUUCUAGUUUUUGAAGUGGCUGGUAACUAGUGGUAGUCAUGCUGUACAAUGCUUGCUACUUCUUUUUAUUAUUAUUCUAUAUUGUAAUCCUUGUGUAUAUUAUGCAUUGCGUGGGAUCGUGGAAUUUUUUCAUUUCAGAAGUCACUUGACCAGGGCAUUAUAUUAGAAAAGCAUGAGAUAUUAAGAAAGAAUCAACUCAUAUUUGGAAUUUUAAUAAAAAGCG
Messenger RNA from Botrytis byssoidea, 3505 nucleotides. RefSeq lists its product as uncharacterized. Lineage: Eukaryota; Fungi; Ascomycota; Leotiomycetes; Helotiales; Sclerotiniaceae. Gene Ontology annotation, molecular function: DNA-binding transcription factor activity, RNA polymerase II-specific; zinc ion binding. The transcript is spliced from 3 exons. The coding region runs from base 703 to 2865 and encodes 720 amino acids. The record is from RefSeq and is a predicted model, not a curated record. Gene Ontology annotation, biological process: regulation of DNA-templated transcription.